ACCACUUGUCAGGGUUUUUCCCAUAACAGAUAUGGCACCAAAAGUGCAUCCAAAAUUUUCAAUGAACCCACAAGCCCCAACUAAACCAGAAAAAAAAACUAUUCAACAGCACAGCAAGCCAGCAGAAACUUUCAGAGUCAGCAGUUGAAGAACAAAACCUCCAGCGAAUCGAGAAGAAUCCAUCAAUUCCGGCAUGGUUCGGAGAAGGGUGCUGAGUAAUUCGGCCAAGCAGGCUUCGAUGAAUGCCUAUCAGCAGCUGUGGCAGCAGCAGCAGUUCGCUCGAGCUCCACUAGUUGCCGCGAUGCCGGAAUAUUGGCAUUCAGUGUGCAACAAAUUCGGUGGCGCCAUGCCGCGAAUGGCGGUGAUAGCUCCGCCGGAAGUCAGUAGCCGGAAAUUGAGUCGUCUGCGUGGCCAGCUAAUGAAAUCCCACCGAAAAAGCGCUGCGAUUCAGAGCUUCAUCCCAAACUACGGACUGCAGCAGCAUCCUCAAAUGCAAUUUCAAAGGGGCUAUCACAACGCCGGCAAUGGAUCCUAUCCAAGUCGAAGUGUUUCCACGGCAGCUCUACUGACACCCGGUUGCAUCCUAGCUGCUUGUCAAAAUCAGUGCUACGAUGGUGUUCCAGCAGUAGGAGUUGCAUCCGCGCCUCAGCAACAACAUCUUCAUUUGAAUCAAGGAAAUUUGUUCAACUAUCCGGGGGCAGUUAGUCCCUUGCAAUGGCAACAGCAGCAGUAUCAAGUGCAGCAGCAAUACAAGCAAUAUCUAUUGCAGGAGCAACAGCAGCAGAAGACAGCACCUGUUGGUAUUCUGAAGAAUUCUUCAAGAACUGGAGCUGGUCAGCAGCUCAAUGGGAAUUACUUUACUGCCAGUCCUCCUCCAAAAACGAAGAAAGUGACAAUCAGGAACACUUCUCCCGCCCCUUCCACAUAUCAAAAACCCAUAGUGGAGAAAAUUAAACCUUUGCUUGAUAUUCCGCCGAAGCCAAAUAAGAAAUCCAAACUGAAUACACUGAGAAAAGAGCGACAGCAACUAGAGCAGUUGCAACUGGAACGAGAGCUACUCAAGCAACGAGAAUCUAUUGAGAAUCAAAAAAAACAAUUGAAGCGAGGUCAUCAAAACCAAAAGGAUUCAUUGAAUCAGACAACCCAUCUGGAACCUAAUACAUGUGCAAGCUUCAAUUUCGGAAAAUUGGCAGACCGUUUUAUAAAAGGCUUUAGUUGCGACUCAGAUACAGAGACUCCCAUGUUUACGGCAGCCAAUGCUAAAAUCAAACCACCUAAUCAAGGUAAUGACAAACCAAAGAACUUUUCUUAUGAGGGCAAUACACUGGCGAAAAAGCCCGAGUUGAAAGCCAAGCCUAAAAAGUUGGAUUUGACCAACAGGGAGAGUAAGGCAUCAUCUACAGGCUUGCUUGAUCGCGUUUCCAAAAGUGUGGAUUUGGAAAUAGAUAGCAGCACAAUUACACUGACUACAGAGCAGAAUCAGUCAAAAGCGCCAUAUCAAAGUCGCACUUCUUUGACCGACAAGGCCACGAAUACGGGACCAGCAGACCCUCUGAAAAAGUAUUUAAAGCCUGGUCCACAGAAAGCCACAUCGACUACAUCAGCGACUAGUAAAGGAUCGCGAAAAGUGAACAUCAACGAGCUGUUGCGGAAUGAAAAAGUCAAGGGGCUGGAAGACAAUCCCACGUGGCACUCGCUAAUGCAACUGGUGGCUCAUAUGUGCGAGACCAAGGAGAGCGAGAAGGGCGAUAGGGAGCAAAAGAAUCGAUUGCUGGCAGGAUCUGGUGCCGAUGGUCUUCAGAAGCAAUAUUCCGUAUACCUAAUGGUUACCUCUGAUGAAGAAGACGACGACAACGACGACAGAACUUUCACCAAGACGAAUGGGGAGCUAAAAUUGGGCAACCAUCAAGGGAUUCAUGGGGGGAACGAGUACGUCCAGCGGUGUAGCAAUGUCUACCAAGCGGAGCAUCCCAGGCUAAUUCGCCACAAACGCUCGAGGAAGAGAUUGAAUCCCCGCCUGCGUGAUCUUUCCAUUCCCUAUCCCAAUACACAGACUCAGUUGCCAAUGAGAAGACCACUCCACUGGCCCAAGCCGGAUUACUCCAAGCCACAGGGUCGUUCGAGUCGUACUCGGAAUCCACCACGUGCUCGAUCCUACUCCUCAGCCAAGAAGGUUGUGGGCAAGCGAAGUCAGAGAUCCUUGAGAGCAACGCUCGACGAGAAGCGAAGCUGGCGCUUGUGGCAGGAUCUUCCAAUGACCGCCAAAGCUCUGAAUAAGGCUUAUAGCCGCAUGUUGAACCUAUCAGGAGCUAUCCGAACCUCCACGGAUAUAUAGAACAUCUAUGUUUUGUAAACUGACCAACUUCAGAUCAUCGAUGAACACCAAAGUGCAGCUUCGUUCUCCCAUUGAAGAACAAAGCUGACCUUUUGUUUUCGUCUUUGAUCUAAGAUCUUAUUCCU
Molecule: messenger RNA, 2460 nt
Organism: Drosophila sechellia
Lineage: Eukaryota; Metazoa; Arthropoda; Insecta; Diptera; Drosophilidae
Exons: 2
Coding region: 194-2335 (713 amino acids)
Source: RefSeq, a predicted model, not a curated record